This is a messenger RNA of Durusdinium trenchii, 804 nucleotides long. The record is from the annotation of a GenBank genome assembly. NCBI's taxonomy places the organism in Eukaryota, Dinophyceae, Suessiales, Symbiodiniaceae.
AUGCUGCAGCCACGUGUGUCAGCAGCAACUUUGAUUGCAUGUGCUUUUGGAUGGCAGUUGCGGUGUUUGGUGUUGAGCGCUUCGCGAUUCCAGCACAUUCUAAAUGAUCCUGGUCAGACCAGCGAGGCCUACGCAGGUCAUGCUGGCCGUGCAUUGUCUUUGGUGUGUUCAAAGCGUCGUGGAACGAUUCUGAGCGACUUUUGCAAGAAGGAACUGGCGCGCCUAAAUCCCGGCAGCAAAAUUGAAGGACCUACCCCGGGGAAUCGUUGCAAUGGAGCCCGGAGGUCAGCUUCACAGGCGGAGUAUGACUUUAGCAUGGACGGUGCCAAAAUUAGAUGCAAAAGUGCGCAAAUGUCAUGGAAGAGAAGGGAGAAUCGUUGGGUUGUAAACUUUCGUUCCGUCAAGCUGCCAUGGCCAGGAUUUCGCGACCAGGCCCCGUUCGACCAUUUGUACCUAAUACUGUUCAGCCCAGACAGCUUACACAUCAUCAAGCAUGACCUUCGGACCGGAGUGUAUUCAGUUGGCAAGUCAACAGGAAGCGAAGGUCAUAGCAUUCAUGUCCGUGGUCCACCCGGACAGAAAUGCUGGCAAACUGCACGAUCGCAAAUUCUGCAGAAGUUGCUGGCUCCAGGUCAUGGUCACUGCAAACUCGUGGCUCACAUAGAUUUAUCAGGAAAUAGCCUUCGAAGUGGACCGCCAAGUUCUUCAUCCAGGAAUGUGCUUGAUGUCAGGAAGGCCCAGGACGAAAUGCUCAAAAAGAUGGAGGCAUGGGGCUGCCAGCCUCUUGCAACAAUUCUUUGGUGA